GUGAAGUCUUAAGUCUAAAAGGAGGACGUGACGAGCAACCUCAUCUGUGUCAAAGCUUCAGUUAUGAGUCAUUGUCUUCAUCAAACUGGUCGUGAUUGUCUCCAUGGAUUUCUCAUUCCAAAGUAUCGUCUCAGCCAGAGGAACCACAUCGGGCCCCGGGCUCGGUAGUGAUGCUGGCGAUGCAACACUACAACUCCUCAGGAAUUAUGGCCUCCCCCUCCCCCUCUAACGACACCACCAUGGUGCGGGAGGCUUGUAAUGGCACCCCCCCGACGAGCAACCCCUUGGCUGCAGCCCUCACCAUGACUCUGGGCAUCUUGUUCAACGUGGUGGCCCUGAUCAUUCUCGCCAAGGCUUACAACCGCUUCCGUCGCCGGUCAAAGGCCACGUUCCUGCUCUUCGCCAGCUCCCUGGUGGCGACAGAUCUGGCUGGACAUGUUAUCGCCGGAACCCUGGUGUUGAGAAUAUACUCCACAGUGAACAACUCCACAGUGAACACCACCUCCAGCUGCAGGGACCCUGAUGCCUCGUGUCUGUUUUUGGGAAGCUGCAUGGUGUUCUUCGGCCUGUGCCCACUUUUCCUGGGUUGUGCCAUGGCUGCUGAGCGCUGUCUGGGCGUCACGAGGCCUCUGCUACAUGCACGCCUGGUGACCACAGCACGGACUAAAAUGGCACUGACCCUCAUCUGGCUACUGGCAUUAUUAGUGGCCCUCCUGCCCUUCUUCAACCUGGGUGCAUACACCUAUCAGUACCCAGGCACGUGGUGCUUCAUCAGGGUGAUGGAGGACACUAAAGCCUCGGACCUGGCCUUUGUGAUGCUGUUCUCUGGACUUGCGUUGAGUUCUCUGGCCGUGGCCUUUGUAUGCAACACCAUCAGUGGGAUCACGCUGGUGCGAGCCCGGCUAAAGAAGAGGUGCAGCUCCCAGCGCCGCUCGGCCACGUCUAAUGACACGGAGAUGGUGGUGCAGCUGGUCGGCAUCAUGGUCACCUCCUGCAUCUGCUGGAGCCCUCUGCUGAUCUUUGGAGUGAUGUCGGCCAUGUGGUCCUACAGAAACCCCUUGAGCAGUGACCGGGACACUUACCAGGCUCUGAUGGUGACGGGCGUCAGGAUGGCGACCUGCAACCAGAUCCUGGACCCUUGGGUCUACAUCCUGCUGCGGCGGGCCAUCCUCAGGAAGAUCUACCGCAUCACCAAGAAGCAGGCCAGUUUCAAGGGAAGCACUUUUCGCACCACUCGCUGGGACCUCAGCUCCUUUCAGAACUCAGAGAAAACCAGUGGCAAUAAGAUGAUCUGAUGGUCAGAACUGAACCUGGCAGCUUUUCAACCUGAACUGACUUCACGCUCAGAAGGUCCCCCGGUGAGGAGAGAUUUCUUUCUGGGCGUGUGGGAACGAGGCCACGUUCCCUUCUAUUUAUAAGGUAUAGACUCCAAGUAAAGCCAGAUUUCUGGUACAUUUGGUUUGAAUCCAUUAUUUCAUCAAAUAAAAACAGGUGAAACUUGUUGAAAUAAUUGUUGACACUGACUCACGAUUGGUGGAGUGGCCCCCCCAAUACCGCGGCUCCAUCUAUCACCUGCUGGCGCCAUUACCUCUUUGAAACGGAUCGUCACUGAAGCGCAAUGAAUGGAGGGAAGGACACAUUUGAAGGAGCCUUAGAAUGGGACAGCCACGCCAUCUCGCUGUGACGCCAUUGACCUUUAAAUGCAGCCUCCGAAGGAUGUAGCCCAUGAAUCCAGACCAAGCUUCUGGCUCCAAAUACACAAGAUGGAAAUUGUUAGAUAUGAUGGCUUCGUGUCCGGAUAGUGGGAGGAAGUGGAAGAGCGUCGUCCAUCUUCAUUUACAGUCCAUGUAUGAAGAGGUUAAAAGGUGGAAACGAGCCAGUGUUAAACUACAGAGGGAAAACGUCCCGGCUCAUUCUAAACUGCUGGGAGCGUAUUUCACGAUGCAACAUGUCUCAGAUGUGUGUGUGGCAGUCUGUCCUCUAUGAGAGCAGAUGUAAGUAUAAAGGUGCGCGGGAGAACGAUGGAUUCAACGCAAGUAGAGACUGUAAUCGAGUCUUACGGCGAACAUAUCAAAGUUUCUUUAAAUGAUUGUUUUGUUCGGUGACAAAAGUCACUCGUGUAAAUGCUCAAAUGAGAGAGCAAAAGAAAAGGCUGUGCUCUUACCUCAGCUUGAAGAUGUGAAAAACACCAUUGUGUGUGUCUGCUGGUGUGAUGCUGUGAUAUGAGUGUGUGUGUGUGUCUGUGUGUGUCUGUGUGUGCGUGUGUGUGAGAGAGAGAGAAGUAUUUCCCUCACAUGUGAGGACUGAAGUGAAACUCUGUGUUACCAAAGCUAAC
Paralichthys olivaceus (Japanese flounder) is the source of this 2335-nucleotide messenger RNA. RefSeq names its product prostaglandin E2 receptor EP1 subtype-like. Gene Ontology annotation, biological process: positive regulation of cytosolic calcium ion concentration; adenylate cyclase-activating G protein-coupled receptor signaling pathway; inflammatory response. NCBI's taxonomy places the organism in Eukaryota, Metazoa, Chordata, Actinopteri, Pleuronectiformes, Paralichthyidae. Gene Ontology annotation, molecular function: prostaglandin E receptor activity; thromboxane receptor activity. The record is from RefSeq and is a predicted model, not a curated record. Gene Ontology annotation, cellular component: plasma membrane.